Messenger RNA from Exophiala aquamarina CBS 119918, 831 nucleotides. Its product is annotated as non-heme chloroperoxidase. NCBI's taxonomy places the organism in Eukaryota, Fungi, Ascomycota, Eurotiomycetes, Chaetothyriales, Herpotrichiellaceae. The coding region runs from base 1 to 831 and encodes 276 amino acids. The transcript has 2 exons. The record is from RefSeq and is a predicted model, not a curated record. Gene Ontology annotation, molecular function: catalytic activity.
AUGCCUUACAUCACCACACACGAUGGCACUGAGAUUUACUACAAGGAUUGGGGAUCCAAAACAGCUCAGCCCGUGGUUUUCAGCCAUGGAUGGCCAUUGAGCUCGGACGACUGGGAACAUCAAAUGUUCUUUCUUGCUAGCAAAGGCUACCGUGUGAUUGCACACGAUCGACGUGGCCAUGGUAAUUCGUCGAAAUCGUGGGAAGGACAUGAUAUGGAUACCUAUGCCGACGACCUUCACGACCUUUUCGAAAAGCUUGAUCUCAAGAAUGCCAUGAUGGUUGGCCACUCUACUGGUGGCGGAGAAGUUGCCAGAUUCCUGGGCAGACAUGGCACCAGCCGUGUCUCGAAAGCGGUACUGGUAUCGGCCGUCGCACCGGGAAUGCUUAAAACAGAGGCAAAUCCCGACGGCGUCCCCUUGGAAGUUUUCGAUUCCUUCCGAGACGCAAUGGUCAAAGAUCGAGCCCAAUUCUUCAUCGACGUGCCCACGGGCCCCUUCUUUGGCUUCAACAGACCCGGCGCAAAUGUAAGUCAGGGCAAGAUCUGGAGCUGGUGGCUGCAGGGUAUGCGAUGCGAUUUUAAAGCAGCCUAUGAUUGCAUCAAAGCAUUCUCUGAGACAGAUACCUCCGAAGACCUGCGGAAGGCGGAUGUUCCCAUACUGAUUUUACAUGGAACCGACGAUCAAGUCGUACCGAUUGAGACCAGUGGACGAAGGGCAGUACAAUUCUGCAAACGGGGCACCUUGAAAGAAUUCCCUGGAGCACCGCACGCAUUACCAACCAUUUGCGUCGACGAAGUCAACCAGGAAUUGCUCAAGUUCUUGCAAUCUUGA